Molecule: messenger RNA, 1308 nt
Organism: Culex pipiens pallens (northern house mosquito)
Lineage: Eukaryota; Metazoa; Arthropoda; Insecta; Diptera; Culicidae
Gene: Vdup1
Product: arrestin domain-containing protein 4
Exons: 4
Coding region: 305-1114 (269 amino acids)
Biological process (GO): protein transport
Cellular component (GO): cytoplasm
Source: RefSeq, a predicted model, not a curated record
GUCCAAACGUUGUCAGUUCGUUUUCCUGGAUGGAAGAAAACUGCUUCGAGUUUCGAAUAGAAAUCUUGCAAUAUAGAAACCGCCAAGACCUGUGGAUUGUAGAUGUAGAGCGAAUGGUUCCGUUGUUUUUCCUACACGUCUUACCGAUUAACGUGAAUCAUCGAAUUCCUUUUAAAAAAAGUCUAUUUCGUUCCCUAUUUCUUUUUAAGGAUUGCACUUCCACGUGGUUGGCGAAUGUGUGGUGCGGGUACGUUCCGGUAGACAUGAGCGAUCGUACGACAAGGAAAACUACAUCGAUUUUCGCAUGCGGCUUCUGGGCGAACCGGACCAUCAAGGAGCGACCGUUCUUUCACCUGGGAUACACAGUUUUCCGUUUAAGCUGGGGCUUCCCGUCGAUCUCCCUUCCACGUUUCUUGGCCGCUACGGAUGGGUGCAAUACUUUUGCAAAGCUGCCUUGCGCGAGCCGUCCGGGCUGAUUCACAAAAAUCACCAAGUGUUCAUUGUUAUGAAUCCGAUCGACCUGAACACCGAACAAUCCUAUUUGGCGGAUCCUUUCAAGUGCAACAUUGAGCACAACCUCGGAGUUGCCUGCGUGGGUGGUGGCAUCGUAAAAUGCAAAAUAAUCCUGGACAGAGGCGGAUAUGUACCGGGGGAAUCAAUUUUGAUUAAUGCAACUGUAAACAACUCCAGCAAUGUAACAAUCAAAAGCACGAAGGCUGCAUUAACAGAGACCAUUCAAUAUUUCGCGCACGAUAAGGUGGUACAAACGGAAAAACGUGAGCUGGCGGUAAUUGCUCGUGGAAAAAUUCGAGCUGGCUGUCGGGACGAUUGGCAAAACGAAUCUCUGUAUGUUCCCCCGCUGCCUCCAACGAACCUACGCGGAUGCCAUCUCAUCCGGAUACAGUACGAUGUUUGCUUUUUGAUCGAACCGAAAUCAUUGGAGAAACAGGUUAAGCUGCAAUUGCCCAUCACACUAGGCACAUAUCCGUUUAAAACUAACGACGACGAGGACACAAACGAAUGGGCCGAAACCGUGUACAGGCCGGACACGCACUAUCCGUCAACAUUGCCAAUUUUCAGACCAUGGCUGCACGACAAAACGGAUUCUAAAUAGAAGCAACGUUCCGAGUGAUACACCUUAUUUCUAGCUAAGACAAUUUUGCAUUUUUAUAGUUUAGGCGGCGGCAUCUGCAUGGACGUGCCAUAUCCAAUUGAAAUCCAGUAUAAUAUUUGUGAGACAUCGUAUAUGUAUGUUAUGUAACGAGAAACGAUAGUUUAUUAAACGAAUAAAUGAUACUAUUUUACAAA